AUAUAAAUUAGUAAGAUGAAAGGAGGAGAAACAGUAGAAAAAAGCUAUUUUGAUGUGUUGGGAUUGUGUUGUUCCUCUGAAGUACCAUUAAUAGAAAAGAUUCUUAAACCUAUUGAAGGUGUUCAUCAUGUUUCUGUCAUUGUUACUUCUAGAACCGUCAUCGUUGUCCAUGACACUGCUCUUGUUUCUCAGCUACAAAUAGUUAAGGCGCUAAAUCAAGCACGAUUAGAAGCAAAUGUGAGAAUGAAAGGAGAUCAAAGCUAUCGAAAUAAGUGGCCAAGCCCAUAUGCAAUAUUGUGCGGUGUGCUACUUUUGCUAUCAUUUUUGAGAUAUGUUUUUUCACCUUUUAAAUGGUUGGCUCUUGGAGCUGUUGCUGUUGGUAUCGUACCUUUGAUUCUAAAAGCUAUUGGAUCUUUACGCAAUCUUAGAGUUGACAUCAAUGUUCUUAUGCUCAUUGCAGUUGGAGGAUCAAUUUUUCUCAAGGAUUAUUGGGAAGCCGGCACAAUUGUGUUCUUAUUAAAUAUAUCAGAAUGGCUCGAGACAAGGGCAAGUCACAAGGCGACUGCUGUAAUGUCUUCAUUGAUGAACAUGGCUCCUCAAAAGGCUGUGAUAGCUGACACUGGUGCAGAAGUCAACGUCAAUGAAGUGAUGGUUAACACAAGGGUUGCUGUUAAGGCGGGGACUAUGAUCCCCAUUGAUGGAGUUGUCGUGGAAGGAAAUUGUGAAGUGGAUGAAAAAGCUUUAACUGGUGAAUCAUUUCCGGUGUCUAAACAAGUAGAUUCAAUUGUGUAUGCAGGCACAAUCAAUCUCAAUGGUUAUAUUAGUGUUAAAACUACAGCUCUAGCCGAAGCUUGUGUAGUGGCUAGAAUGGCAAAACUUGUUGAGGAGGCUCAAAAUAAUAAGUCAAAAACUCAAAGAUACGUGGACAGAAUUGCCAAAUAUUACACGCCAGCUGUUUGUUUGGUAGCCGCCUGCUUGGCAGCAAUACCAGCUGCUAUGCAAGUUCACAAUCUCGACAAAUGGUAUCACCUGGCAUUGGUUGUAUUGGUAAGUGCAUGUCCAUGUGCACUUAUCUUGUCCACGCCUGUUGCAGCAUUCUGUGCCUUGUCAAAAGCAGCUACAUCCGGACUUCUAGUUAAAGGAGCAGAAUACCUCGAAAUACUUUCAACCGUCAAGUUUAUUUGCUUUGACAAGACCGGAACAAUCACUAAAGGGGAGUUCUCUGUGUCAAACUUUCAUCCACUUACCGAAGAUGACAGAUUGCUCUACUGGGUUUCGAGUAUAGAGAGCAAGUCCAGCCAUCCAAUGGCGGCAGCACUUGUAGACUAUGCAAAGUCUCAUUCAGUGGAACCUCAACCAGACAACGUGGAGGAAUUCAAAGAUUUCCCUGGAGAAGGAAUUUAUGGAAAGAUUGAUGGGAAAGAUCUUUAUAUCGGAAACAAGAAGAUUGCCAUUAGGGCAGGUUGUUCACAAGUUCUGGAAAAUGGGAGUGAAAAUAAUGAAGGGAAGUCAGUCGGGUACAUAUUUUUGGGCUCUACAUUGGCUGGCACCUUUAGUCUCACUGAUUCAUGCCGCAUUGGAGUUAAGGAAGCACUUGAAGAACUUAAAUCCAUGGGAAUUAGAACAGCGAUGCUUACAGGAGAUUCUCAAGCUGCGGCAAAUCAUGCCCAAAAUCAGUUAGGAGGUGCAUUAGAUGUGGUUCAUGCAGAACUUCUACCUCAAGAUAAAGCCAAUAUUGUCAAAGAACUUCAAAAAGAAUCCUCAACAGCUAUGGUUGGAGAUGGGCUCAAUGACGCACCUGCUUUAGCCACAGCAGAUAUCGGUAUCUCAAUGGGCGUAUCUGGGUCUGCAUUAGCAAAUGAGACCGGACACAUGAUUCUGAUGUCGAAUGAUAUUAGGAAAAUCCCGGUAGCUGUGAGGCUUGCAAGAAGAACUCGCAGGAAGAUAUUUGAAAAUAUAUUUAUUGCUGUUAUAACAAAAGCUGCUAUUAUUGCCUUGGCUAUUGCAGGCCAUCCACUCGUUUGGGCUGCUGUUCUUGCUGAUGUUGGGACCUGUAUUGUAGUGAUUCUCAAUAGCAUGCUUCUACUUCAAGGAACAACCUCAAGAAACAUGAAAACACAUACGCAUUCAUCACAUAACUAUACACAAUGCUCAUCGGGUUCUAAGGUUCAAAACAAGUGUUGUAAUGUUGUGAAGAAACAUGGCACUUGCUGUGAUCAUGAAGAUAAUGUGCAAGAGCUAAAGCACUUGGUGCAAGAGAGUAAAGAGGAUGAUAGUUGUUGUGCUCACGAUGAUGCCCAUUAUGUUGAACCUAAUGACAGUUGUUGUGUUGCUGAUGAUCAUGUACACGAGGUAAGUCACUGCACACAAGAAACAAAUGAUUGUUGUGCUCAUGAUGUCAACAAAGUCCAUGAAGAAAAGCAUGUGGUCCAACCGGAACAUUUAAAAGAAGAACACGGGUGUUGUGCUCAUGAAGAUGAUGGUGAAAUACACGAGGUAAAACAAGUGACACGACCACAAAAGCCUGUAAUACAAGAAACCAAAUGCAGUAACGUUACUAAAGAUUUGGAAUCACAGAGUUGCGGGUCAGGUAAAAAGAAAGGUGAAUGCAGUCAUGACCAAGCCAACAAUGAGAAGCCACAUUGUCAUACCAGUGUGAACACAAAAAAGCAUGAUAACCAUCACCACCACCAUCAUCAUCAUCAUCACGAUCAUAAUCAUCAUGAACAUCACCAUGUCGUGAAAGAAUACAUAACGGGAGAGGAGUUGGGGAAAGCAGUGGAAAACUGUUGCAGGAGCCAUGGAUUGAAAAAGAGGCAUGUAAGUGGCUGCUGCAAGAGCUUCGUUAGUUACAAGUGCUGUGGGCCGCAAUAUUUUGGACGUGGAUUCAACAGAAAGGGAUAUCUAUCAGAAAUUGUGAUCGAGUAAACAUGCACUAUCUCUACUCUUUGGUUUAGGCUGAUGGUAAUGAUGAAUUAAGCUCAAACAGGUUAAAAGUUAUUGGGCCUUUUGGUUAGAAGUAAGCAAUAGAUUUGCAUAGUUGUUUCCAAUGUUGCAGUGGAAGUAAAUGUAGAUACAUAAUAUGUUUGUAAGAAAGGCUAAGGGCCUUUUAUCUCGUGUUAAUCGAGAUGACUAAUCAAUCAAACGCUUUGUAUGUUACAUUAGUCUUUCCCAAUGACUCGACGGACCAAAGCCAAACUAGCAUAGUCCUGGUUUUUACAGUAA
This is a messenger RNA of Erigeron canadensis, 3225 nucleotides long. Its product is annotated as putative inactive cadmium/zinc-transporting ATPase HMA3. The coding region runs from base 16 to 2928 and encodes 970 amino acids. Lineage: Eukaryota; Viridiplantae; Streptophyta; Magnoliopsida; Asterales; Asteraceae. The transcript is spliced from 9 exons. The record is from RefSeq and is a predicted model, not a curated record. Gene Ontology annotation, biological process: monoatomic cation transport. Gene Ontology annotation, cellular component: membrane. Gene Ontology annotation, molecular function: ATP binding; ATPase-coupled monoatomic cation transmembrane transporter activity; cadmium ion transmembrane transporter activity.